Molecule: messenger RNA, 297 nt
Organism: Acaulospora morrowiae
Lineage: Eukaryota; Fungi; Glomeromycota; Glomeromycetes; Diversisporales; Acaulosporaceae
Source: the annotation of a GenBank genome assembly
GGUGAAACGCUUUCCUCGAUGGGGAAGGGUGAAACGCUUUCCUCGAUGGGGAAGGGUGAAACGCUUUCCUCGAUGGGGAAGGGUGAAACGCUUUCCUCGAUGGGGAAGGGUGAAACGCUUUCCUCGAUGGGGAAGGGUGAAACGCUUUCCUCGAUGGGGAAGGGUGAAACGCUUUCCUCGAUGGGGAAGGGUGAAACGCUUUCCUCGAUGGGGAAGGGUGAAACGCUUUCCUCGAUGGGAAGGGUGAAAAAACUCUUUCGAAAGAUUAAAGAACGCUUUCCUCGAUGGGAAGGGUGA